Molecule: messenger RNA, 1516 nt
Organism: Eimeria acervulina
Lineage: Eukaryota; Apicomplexa; Conoidasida; Eucoccidiorida; Eimeriidae
Exons: 6
Source: RefSeq, a predicted model, not a curated record
AUGAGACCUUCGUUUCGGCUGCCUGCUGCAGCGGCUCGCUCCCUUAGCAAUGCCUCUAGUAGUGCUGCGUUUGUUUCUUCCUGUGUUAGCUGCACAAAACCCCAGAACCAACAUAUAAUUAUUCCUCUGUUUCAGAGACAUUGCUGCAGAUUCCAUUCAAAUGCAGCAGCUACACAGUCACACUCAGCAGCUGCAGAUACACCGCAGAUUCGCGAGUGGGAGAAGCCGCUCAUCGCUGAGGUGUACAGACAGCUCCGUGGCCAGCCUGUCCAGCUGCGUCCCUCUUCCUCUUCUUCUUCCUUCUCAUCAGCAUCAGCAGCAUCAGGAGCAGCUGGUGCAGCACGUCCGUCUAACGAGCCGGUCGACAGCAGCAGCAGCAGCAGCAACAGCAGCAGCAGCAGCAGCAGCAACUGGGGCCCCACAUCUCCGUUACCAGGUUGGGAGUAUUACCCUGAAGAUGAGAGGGGCCUCCGCUUCGGCUCUGCUUAUAUGUUUCUGACUUUGGCUUGGAACCGAAAAUUCAGCCGACUAAGAGAUCUCCUCGUCAACGCAAACAGAUCCAGAGAAGGCGCUAAACAAGUCCUCAGUAGAGUUCUUUCUGUUGUUGCUGAAGAUUUGUCUAACGGCGUCAGAGCCCAGCCUUCUGCUGAGACCAGCAGCAGCAGCAGCAGCAGCAACAGUAACAGCAGCAGCAGCAGCAGCAGCAGCACAUCUUCUGAGAAGACAAGCGAGAGUCUCUCUGCUGCACCCCACACCCCGGCACCCGCACCCGAUGAUCUCUUAGCAGCGCUGCAGGGGGGCUUAAACAGUCAGCUGCUGCUGCUGCUGCAGCAGCAAACUUCUUUUUUAAUGCAAAGAGGAAUCUCUAUUCGCUCGGUUAUUAAACCCCAAAGGGUUGUCGUAGACAACGUAUAUGGCAUCGUAGGCUGCACAAGGGGCUCUAGUGCUUCUUCGAUGCAGUUAGUGCAGCACGGGUCGGUGCAGGUGCUGCUGCGGCGCAGCAGCAGCAGCAGCAGCAGCAGCAGCAGCAGCAUGAGUCCUGCCGCCACUGUGUAUAUGCCUAAGCCUCGCCCAUUUGACUUUGAAGCUGCUGUUGCAGCAGCAGAAGCAGCAGCAGAACCCGAUUCAGCAGCAGCAAAAGCAGCAGCAGCAAAAGCAGCAGCAGCAGCAGCAGCAGCAGCAGCUAGAUCCAGUGAACAAAGCAAGUUUAUGAAUUUAUGCGGCGACUGCGGAAGCGCCAUAGAGAAAGGAUUUGUUUUAAUAAUAGAUUUCAAAUUGUUAUGUCUUCAACAACUUAGUUUAAUUGAUAGAAAAGGAAGCAUAUUGAUGGGCAGUGAUAGCGAAGAGGCUGCAGUGCAUACUCUGCGCUUAGAACUCAACGCCAAAUUCGACGCACACAACUCCAAUUUGAUAUUUCCGGCGUUCGACUCCAGCGGAUUUAAUUUGACAGAUUGGAACUAUGCAAUUGGAGCGCAGUAUCCGAUAUCAUUGAAAGAAAUAUUAAAUGUUGUUGUUU